Arthroderma uncinatum is the source of this 372-nucleotide messenger RNA. RefSeq lists its product as uncharacterized. The record is from RefSeq and is a predicted model, not a curated record. The transcript is spliced from 2 exons. NCBI's taxonomy places the organism in Eukaryota, Fungi, Ascomycota, Eurotiomycetes, Onygenales, Arthrodermataceae. Bases 1 to 372 code for a protein of 123 amino acids.
AUGGGCUACUUUUUCUAUUCUCUCAGUUUCUUUAUUUUCCUCUCUGUUGCAGCGGCCUACUUCACCCGCGAUCGCUGGCUUCCUCACCUCCCUCUCCCUCCAUUCCUCUACACUCAGCUACCAACAAGUUUCAGAGGCGAUGCCGAAGCGGGACUAUCCUCUGCGGACUUUAAUCUCGCAGAUAACAUCGUGGAGGGUGAUUCCCGUGCCGGCCUAGAUAAGCGCGGAAAGUCCGAGGUUCUGCGGAUCAUGAAGAGUAGAAAGGUCGAUUUCAACGAAGCCAGACGGAUAUAUACCGAACAACGCUUUGCGAAGAAUAACAUUGGCCCUGAUGGGAGGCCGCGAGAUCCGAAGUUUGUGUCGUUCUCGUGA